This is a messenger RNA of Prunus armeniaca (apricot), 1203 nucleotides long. The record is from the annotation of a GenBank genome assembly. Lineage: Eukaryota; Viridiplantae; Streptophyta; Magnoliopsida; Rosales; Rosaceae.
AUGGUUCAUGCAAAACGCAGCAGCAGCUGCUCGCCCAAAGCCCAAAAGCUUCUCACCCUCUCAGGCCACUAUCUCAGCCACCGAGAUUUCUCUUAUUGCCGCAAAUUCGCUCUCAAAGCUCGAGAGUCCGACCCGCACAACUCCGAGGUCGACCAAAUCCUCGCCGUAGCCGACGUACUCCUCGCCGCCGAUCACCAAAACCCAACUGACUGGUGCUCCAUUCUCCAAAUACCGCCACCCGGCUCCGAAAACCCGACACUCGUCCGGACCCAGUUCGAGAAACUCAAGACCCUCUUGGAACCCAGCAAGAACGGGUUCGCUUUCGCUCAGGAGGCCUUUGAGCUCGUCCAGAAAGCUUGGUCCUUUCUAUCGGACCAAAACAAGAAAACCCAUUUCGCAAAUGGGUCUGAGAAUGGGCAAGAAACCCCAAAACAGAGAGAGCAGAACGAAAACAAUGUUGGGGAAAAUGGUAAGGGGUAUAAUGUGGAAGAGACAUUUUGGACAGUUUGUCCGUACUGCUAUUACAUGUUUGAGUACGGGAAGGUGUAUGAGGAUUGUUGCUUGAGAUGCCAGAAUUGCAGGAAAGCGUUCCAUGGAGUGGCAAUAAAGGCGCCAUCACCGGAUAUUAUAGUGCAGGGGAAGGAGCAGUACAAUUUCUGUUUUGGGUAUUUUCAAAUGAUGUACAUGGACCCAGAGAAGCAGAUGGAGACAGAGGUAACUGGCAAGAAAGACAAGGAUGUUGUGGUCAUCUCUGAUGAUGAGUUUGAGGAUGAUUUGGAUGGUAAUGUGGGUUUUGAGGGAAUGGAUGAAGAAAAGGUAAAGUUUGGGAGUGAAGGAGUUGUGGGAACUGAUAUAGGUGGGAGUGAAGGAGUUGUGGGAACUGAUAUAGGUGGGAGUGGAAGAGCAGAGUUGAGGAGUGAAGGGAGGACACCAGUGAAGAGGGUGAAGACUCUAGCAAGGCGUCUGAAGAGCAUCAAAUCGAAAUCCGUGGCAAGGAAUACGAAGAAGAUAAUGGGAAAUGAGAUGAGAAGCAGGAGGGUUGAGUUGAUGGGUGAUGAGAGGGUGGAAGGAGCGGACACGAGUGUUGAAGAUGGAAAUGGAAUUGAUAAGGGAGGUAGUGGAAGUGGGAGUGGAAUGGAUGGGCUGGAGUUUUUUGAAGGAGAAGAUGAUAUCUAUGUUGGUAUAGGGAAUAGUCCGGUUUGA